Messenger RNA from Lycium ferocissimum, 1431 nucleotides. RefSeq lists its product as uncharacterized. The transcript has 7 exons. NCBI's taxonomy places the organism in Eukaryota, Viridiplantae, Streptophyta, Magnoliopsida, Solanales, Solanaceae. The record is from RefSeq and is a predicted model, not a curated record. Bases 211 to 1161 code for a protein of 316 amino acids.
ACAACAUAAAACAAAGAGACAAAAAAAAAAAGAAAAAGCGGUGAAUCGAAUCAGACGCCACGUGGCACCGGCGAAUUUUCCGAUUUGGCUUGUCCGGCGAUAUUAUUUAGAGGUUUAUAUCAGUUGUUAUUUACAUUUGUUAGCAAGAGUUGAACUUUUCCUUUACCUGGCCUUGUCAACAGAAAUUGCAUCGCAUUGGAAGAUUGAAAAAUGCCUAAUGGGGAGGUUAAGAAAGUCUCACGUGAAGAUAUACAAGUGGUGCAAAAUCUCAUUGAAAGAUGUCUACAGCUUUACAUGAACCAGAAGGAAGUUAUUAGUACUCUCUUACAGCAGGCAAAGAUUGAGCCUGGUUUCACUGAACUUGUGUGGCAAAAGCUUGAAGAAGAAAACCAGGAGUUUUUCAGGGCUUAUUAUUUGAGGUUGGCAGUGAAGGAUCAAAUUCAGAGAUUCAAUGACUUGCUUGAGAGACAGGUUGAGUCAAUGCAUAUGUUUGCAACUGGAUCCAUUCCCGUGUCUAAUGGAUCUCAGCUUCGACCAGUGCCACAGAACUCAACACGUCAAGCAACAGAGCCUAAUGGAAAUCCUGAGAACAUGCACCAGACUAUUAAUGACAAUUCACCUCAUGUUUACACAAAUGGUGCGUCGUCAGUCCAAUCAUAUGCGCAAGCUGCUAUGGAUGUUUCUGCUCAUGCAAGAAGAAUUGAUGUAUCUUCAAACAUGCUAUUGUCUCAGAGUGUAAACGUGGGAAUGAUGCAAGGACCAAAUGGGGGGAUUUUCAGAUCAGCUGGUUAUUCAGGCGACUCUCACUUCUCAUAUGGUGGUGAGAACAAUGUCCUGCAGGCUCGUCCUGGAAUUGGGGAUCCAUCUAUUUCACCUUUCAGCAAUGUACAAUCAAACGUACAACCGUUGAAUGAGAAUGCCUUGGGUGCUGAUACUCGUUCCUUUGGUUUCUUGGGACGGAUUCCUCGAAACUUCAGUCUGUCGGACUUAACAGCUGAUUUUACCAACAGUUCUGAGAUUCUAGAGAGCUACUCUGGAUCAGCUUUCCUUGCAACAGAUACCAACUUUUUGGAUCCUCAGGGUAGGGGAGAACAUCAAGACACUAACGGGAUGGAUGCUAUAUCAGAAGGCUUGAGUUAUGAAGAUUUUGCCAGUGAUUGAAUGACUAUUCAGAUUACCAUUUUGCAAAGUUACCCUGACUGUGUAAUCUUAUCAGGUUUAGGGGGGUAUAGUAUGUUCGAGUAUCCUAGCUUAAUGUCCAUAGCAAAGCAAGUUGUGCAUUAGACUGUUUGCUGUUUGCUUUUUGUUAAACUGGUUGUAGCACCUAUUGGCUAUUGCCAUGGUUUUCUCUUUGUAUCGACUUCAAAGUUUGCUUGUCCAAUUGCUCGUGAAUAGAAUUGUGAAGUGAAAGUGCUUUGGUUUCUUUUGAAA